Seminavis robusta is the source of this 5415-nucleotide messenger RNA. NCBI's taxonomy places the organism in Eukaryota, Bacillariophyta, Bacillariophyceae, Naviculales, Naviculaceae. The record is from the annotation of a GenBank genome assembly.
AUGAAGGCAAGGACGAGCUAUUACCAUUCGAGCCGAAAGAUUGAACAAGAUCAGGACGGCGUUUUGUUGGAACCUGGUCUUCCAAUCUCCGACGCUUCAAUCGUCAUCCAAGAGUCCUUCACCAGCUCCGAGCAGCCUCAGCCGCGUCAGCAGCAACGUCCGGAACAGCGGGAGCGGUCGCCAGAGAGACGACAACCCUCUCCCGAUGAGCGCCGAGUAGCUCCAUCCCCCGAACGACGUCCCGUCAAGGAACACCGACAAGCAUCUCCCGGACAACGUCCCGCGCCCGAGCAACCGCGUCAAGCGCCGUUCAAAUUUCACUUUCGGCCGUAUGCGCAAGAGCAGCAACAGUACAACAACAAUAAGAAGGCGAGUCAUAAUCGCUCGGUCCAUCGUCAGCAUCCCAAUAGGCAGCAGGUCCGAGCCAAUGGUCACAGCAACAACCAUCAAAGCCGGAGCAACAGUUACUAUUCCAAUAGCUACAACAACAACCACAGCAACAACAGUUCGAGUGCCCAAACCGAUAGCCGCGAUGACAACCGCAGUUACGACGACCGUCGUCACAAUAACCGACGGCCGCUUCAUGGUUUUGACAUUCGACGACAAGACGCUACUCGGGAAGAAGAGGAGAUGACAAUGACGGCAACGGAUGAAACAUCGGCGAUAUCCAUUGAACAACAACCAUUGGCAUGGACGUCGGCCGAGACGGAACAAAUUGUACAACAAAUGGAGUUUCUCACGGAAAAGAUAUGCGAAGAUCGAGACCGAUUUCCCAAAGACAUUGUAUCGCAGCAUUUGCGAACACUGCAAGCCGUCAUUCAACAAGACAAGUCCAAAAACAAGAGACAACGGGGUAAACUCAACAAGAGGCAUCACAACAAUAACAAAAACAAUCAAAAAGACAUUCUCUUGUCGCGCGAUGAUCCACUACUCGUGCAAAUCUCGGCAGGUCUCCGAGAACUUCAGCUCGUGGAUUUGGACAAACUGUCGUCGUUCUUGGAGGACAUUCGACGAGAAGAAGAAAACUUGGCCGGCAAGGACGUGCUGCUGCUUUCCGGUGUCUCGGGAUCGGGAAAGACGACUACGCUUCAUUUCUUUGCGGGCACGGACUUUGAAGAGGUAGAAAUUGAGGGAUUCUUUCAUCUGGAACCACGUCGGUGUCCGGAUCCCUCCGUGGCACGCUACGAAACGUCAUGUUGUCGCUAUGGUGUCACACAAACCUUGCAGACUGCUCAGGUCCUCGUGGAUGGCAAAAAGUACUGGGUUUGCGAUACUCCUGGAUUGGAUACGCUGGAUUGUAUCGAAGCAGAGAUUGCACAUGGGAUUGGUACCAUUCGAGCCCUGCAGAAGGCGCGCACGGUACGGCCCAUUUUGAUUCUCUGCAAGGACACAUUGGGACAUCGCUUUGUCAACUUGGACAAGACAUGGGGGGUGCUCACUCGGCAAUUCGUCUUGGGACCUGACAAUGGCGGUCUCAAGCCAUUCAACUACAUCUUUACCAAGUUUGAUUCCAAACAUCGGACCCGGCUCUGCCAACAAUUUGCCCACUUUCAAGAAGACAUGGCCAAUGACAAGUACGGGACGCGUCACAACAAGAGAUCGAGCAGCAAGGCGAAACGGUACGCGGGUCGGUCUCGACAAUCGGAAUGGAAUACGGAGGAAGAAGAGCAGGUGUUCAAGACCUUUGUGGAUGAUAUUGUGGAAAAGACAACACCCGAGGCUCAAGUCGUCAUGCCAAUGUCGGAAAAACCACAGGCCAUGCUGCGUCAGUUGGUUCGCAAUUCCUAUCCCGUCUCCGAUCCCGAAAACUUUUUUGCCCCACUUGCCACGGAGGCGUCCUUGUCGAAAUUUCAAAUUCAACUAGAGCUGACCGUCCAUGAGCUCUCCCUCUCGUUGGCACGGGAACAGUACGAUGCCGCGCUCUAUCGUCUGGAUCAGCUAAUGAAUAUUUCCAUGCUCAUGCCCGAGGCGGAACCAUAUUGCACUCUGGCCAUCGAAACUGCAUUACGGCAUUCCAGACUCGUAUUUCAGAGCAUGCAGGAGCUACUGGAAAAGGAUGACUAUGGAACAGCGAUUACUCGGAUAGAUGCCUUGCAAGAACUAUCAGAGGCCGUCCCAGAAGUUGCAGAUUACUCGGAGCGAGGAGAGGAACUCUUGGUUCGGUCCAUCAUGGCGGAUAUGGAAUCCCGGGACAAUGAAAAGGUUUGCAAGGCCAGCUACCUGCUCAAACACUACCCCAAAGCCCAGGAGGCAAUCCAACAAGGCCUGGAGACCAAACAAAUCAAAAUUCGCAACGCGAUAUCGACUGGUGACUGUACCGAGGCCACGGAUUUGAUUAUACAACUCCACAAAUUCGUGUCCUCGUAUCCCGAGGCUAAGACGUACAUGUACGCGGGAUAUCACAUGUUGAAAAACGAAAUCAACCGAUGUAUGGAAGACUUCACAAAAGUUGACGAUUCCAGACACAAUCUCUCGCUCUUGGCGCGACUGAUGCCGCAUAUUCCAGAGGCAGCGGAUUUUGGACGCCACGGACUUCGACAACUGUUCAACGCCGUCGAGAAGAAGAUUCACGACAAUGAAUACUCCGUAACAGUGAACGUAGUCCAGGGCUUGUUGGAACUCGCUGACGUCUUUCCAGAUUCAAGUGAAUGCGUCAAUCGAGGCGUGCAGAUCAUUUGGAACGUCUUUGGACUCGUUAUGGAGGACAAGCACUAUAUCCGAGCAAUAGGAAUUGCCCAAGUUAUCGGUGAGAUGGUCAAAAUCUCACCCAAGGCGUUUGAAUAUACCAAGCUGGCAAGCGAGGUAUUGGGCGAUCGGCUCCUAAGGUGCAUCCAGAUUGGGAAUUACAGCAUCGCCAUGAAGAUGCUCUUGCAUUUAACCAAACUCGAAUGCGAACUUCCGGAGACCUUGAAGUCAGAGUGUGUAGCGCGUGGGUUGAAGAAGAUCAAACAAGUGGCUGACCAAGCCAUCCAAGACAAGAACUACGGCGUGAUGACAGAGUUCUUCUAUGAUCUGAUUCAGCUAGAAUCUGAAGUACCCGAGGCUGGCCGCUGUGCUCGCGGCCUCCUGAGCACCAUAGAAAAGGAACUGGAAAAGGCCAUCCACAAAAAGGACUUUGCACUGGCAAUUGAGCUGAUGAAGCAGUUCGUCAAGCUCGAAGAACAGGUGGACGAAGUGAAGGAGUUACUUGUGAAUGGGCAAGAGGCUUUCCAAAAAGCUGUGAAGGACUCUUUAUUAGAUCUAGACCCCAUCGACGCCCUGCAGCUGAUUGAAAUGAUGCUCGUCAACAAUGACACCUUCUUCAUCGCAGGAGAGUGUGCGAGGUUUGGCCUGAAUCGCUUCCGAGACAUACUUGAAGAAACCAUUGACCAAAAAGAAUACGUCAAAGCCGCGGAGUUAUGGGACAGGCUGUACUCGCUGUCACUGCAGUAUCCGAGGGUGAAAAAGACGGUGCAAGCGGGGUUCCUCAUGCUACGAGAGGUACUGUCAGCGAGUUUGAGUGAACAAAACUACAAAACUGCAACCUUACUUUUACAACAUUUCGCCAAGGUGGAGAAUGAGCUACCGGAAGCUGACAAGUGUUCCAAGCAGUCGCUCAUGGUAAUCAAGAAUGCCAUCAUGUCGUCCAUCGAUGAAGGUGCAUAUGACACAGCAUUGGAUAUCUUGAAGAUUCUUUCAAAGAACUCCAAGGUGCUCCCGGAUGCGUUCAAGACCGCACAGUUCGGCAUCAAACACCUUCAGAGAGUCGUGGAAACCAGACUCAUGAACAAGAAAGAUUAUCGAAAAGCACUUGAAGUGAUGGACCAAGCCAUCAAGCUGUCUGAAGGACUCCCGGAUGCACUAAAAUGUGCUCAAGGAGGGCUCAAGAUAAUCUUGAAAUCAACAGAGAACGCCAUAGAGAAAGGGGACUACGGUCUGGCUGUGGACUUGAUGGCUGAAAUUGAGAGGCUCACUAACAAGCUCCCCGAGGCAUAUUUGAGCACCGAGAUCGCACUUCAAGCUGCCAUAAAGCAUCUAAAAUGGCUCCGUGAAGCAGUGAAAAGCAUCGUUGAUCAGUUGGGACCAGAUGUUCCCGAAGAAAAAUUCUCCAAGAUUAUCUUUCACCUCAGGAGCCUUGUACAGGCAGUUCUAAAAGCUGAGACGUUACGAUAUGCCUGUGUGAAGCUACACAAAGAGCCACUUGCACUGGACGCCGACAUUCAGCCUGCGGACGAAUUUUGCUCUGAGCAACUGCGAAGGCUCACGGAGUCCGUCGUUUCGGAGUUGAUAAAACUCGAAGUCGACAAGAGCAGCUCUCCUAGCCUAACCAAAAUGAGGGAAUCGCUUCUGGCUACGAUCGUUCGUCUCAGAGUGAUGAACGAACAUUUGUACCAAUGUCCAGGAGGGGAUCUUGUGGCAGCUGCGUACGACGAAUCAUUUCAAGACUUGUACGUGCUUCUUAACAGCGUCCUGAGAGAUGCCGAAAAGCGAGAAAACAAAGUCGAGAACAUGGAGUUGAUGGAACUCCAAACGUCGUUUCUCUCGCACGUAAUUCUUGGUUUGGCAAACUCUGAACAAGAAAUCAUGGACGAAGAACAUUUCAAGAUUCAAGGCUUCCAGUCGCGGCUCUUGAAUCUCAUGAAUAACUUUGAAAUCGAGGUUGCGGCUACCAAGGACGUUUUGGCGAAUUACAAACCCCUCGAGUCUGUUGGAGGAAAUCCUUCCUUUUCCUACAUUCAGCGUCUAGACAUUUCAACCUUGGAGGCGCCACGGAGGAUACUGCUCGACCUUGGGAAACGCCAAUCUCUGUGCGAGUUGCUCCCGAACGAUUUCAAGGGGACUGACUACAUCAUCUUUGUGAAAAAGUUUGACUUGUCCAUGGUGGACUUGAUGGAGCAGAUCAUUAUCUUUCUCGAAAAGGAGCACAUAGAAAUCGUCAAGACCCAAGCAACAAUCGCAGACGUGAGCUUGAUAGAAAAGAUGGCGACUGCCCUCAUCAACGACAUUAGAAAGGUGAACGCCACCAUCGGUCGUUUGUCGACAUGGUCCGCGGAGGUCGAGAAUAGAUGUAGGGCUCACACUAUGCGUCUCUACAAACUCAAGCAGUCAUUGACCGAAACAAUCACAAGAAUAGGACCAAUCCGUGACAUUGGCAAAACCUUCAACCUGGGAAGUCCCAACAGUCAAAAUUCCAAAGCACCCAUCGGGGCUACGCCAAGGGGUAGUGGAACGACUCCAUUUGUGUUUGGGGCAGCCACUGCCGUCGCCACGCCCAAAUCCGGAAUACCUAUGGUAAUCGGAGGCACCGCAAAGGCGGGCACUCCGCGAAAGAAGACGAGAAUGACACUAAGGGCUGGAACUGCGGUCGAAGGUUCGUCAUCAAAACCAGAAGAGAGGAGGAAACGAAUACCAGUUGUAUUCAGGUUUACGCCAUGA